CGCCCCGCGGAGCCCGGGACCCCGGCCGGCAGGGAGUGCUGGAGACGGCCGGCACCAUGCGGCGGCCGUGGGGCGCGCUGCUGCUCGGCGCCCUGCUCUGCGCUCACGGCCUUGCCAGCAGCCCGGAGUGUGCGUGUGGCCGGAGCCACUUCACCUGCGCAGUGAGCGCACUCGGCGAGUGCACCUGCAUCCCUGCCCAGUGGCAGUGCGACGGAGACAACGACUGUGGGGACCACAGCGAUGAGGAUGGGUGUAUGCUGCCCACCUGCUCCCCCCUGGACUUUCACUGUGACAAUGGCAAGUGUAUCCGCCGCUCCUGGGUGUGCGACGGUGACAAUGAUUGCGAGGACGACUCCGAUGAGCAGGACUGCCCCCCCCGAGAGUGUGAGGAGGACGAGUUCCCUUGCCAGAACGGCUACUGCAUCCGGAGCCUGUGGCACUGUGAUGGCGACAAUGACUGUGGCGACAACAGCGAUGAGCAGUGCGACAUGCGCAAGUGCUCGGACAAGGAGUUCCGCUGCAGCGAUGGGAGCUGCAUCGCAGAGCACUGGUACUGCGACGGUGACACAGAUUGCAAAGACGGCUCCGACGAGGAGAGCUGUCCCUCGGCGGUGCCCGCGCCCCCCUGCAGCCUGGAGGAGUUCCAGUGCGCCUAUGGCCGCUGCAUCCUGGACAUCUACCACUGCGACGGCGACGACGAUUGCGGAGACUGGUCGGACGAGUCGGACUGCUCCUCGCACCAGCCCUGCCGGUCCGGGGAGUUCAUGUGCGACAGUGGGCUGUGCAUCAACGCGGGCUGGCGCUGCGACGGGGACACCGACUGCGACGACCAAUCCGAUGAGCGCAACUGCACCACCUCCGUGUGCACAGCUGAACAGUUUCGCUGCCGGUCGGGCCGCUGCGUCCGCCUGUCCUGGCGUUGUGACGGGGAGGAUGACUGUGCUGACAACAGUGAUGAGGAGAACUGUGAGAACACAGGAAGCCCCCAGUGUGCCUCUGACCAGUUCCUGUGCUGGAACGGGCGCUGCAUUGGGCACAGGAAACUUUGCAACGGGGUCAACGACUGUGGAGACAACAGUGACGAAAGUCCACAGCAGAACUGCCGGCCCCGGACGGGUGAAGAAAACUGCAAUGUUAACAACGGUGGCUGCUCCCAGAAGUGCCAGAUGGUGCGAGGGGCAGUGCAGUGUACCUGCCACACGGGCUACCGGCUCACAGAGGAUGGGCGUGCGUGCCAGGAUGUGAAUGAAUGCGCCGAGGAGGGGUAUUGCAGUCAGGGCUGCACCAACAGCGAAGGAGCCUUCCAGUGCUGGUGUGAGGCAGGCUACGAGCUCCGGCCCGACCGGCGCAGCUGCAAGGCGCUGGGGCCAGAGCCAGUGCUGCUGUUCGCCAACCGCAUCGACAUCCGGCAGGUGUUGCCACACCGCUCCGAGUACACGCUGCUGCUCAACAACCUGGAGAAUGCCAUCGCCCUGGACUUCCACCACCGGCAUGAGCUCGUCUUCUGGUCCGACGUCACCUUGGACAGGAUCCUCCGGGCCAAUCUCAAUGGCAGCAAUGUGGAGGAGGUGGUGUCCACUGGGCUGGAGAGCCCAGGGGGCCUGGCUGUGGACUGGGUCCAUGACAAACUCUACUGGACUGACUCAGGGACAUCGCGCAUCGAGGUGGCCAAUCUGGAUGGGGCCCACCGGAAGGUGUUACUAUGGCAGAACCUGGAGAAGCCCCGGGCCAUUGCCUUGCACCCCAUGGAGGGCACCAUUUAUUGGACAGACUGGGGCAACACGCCCCGCAUCGAGGCGUCCAGCAUGGACGGCUCCGGCCGGCGCAUCGUUGCUGACACGCAUCUCUUCUGGCCCAAUGGCCUCACCAUUGACUAUGCCGGGCGCCGGAUGUACUGGGUGGAUGCCAAGCACCAUGUCAUUGAGAGGGCCAACCUGGACGGGAGUCACCGCAAAGCUGUCAUCAGUCAGGGCCUCCCGCACCCCUUUGCCAUCACCGUGUUUGAAGAUAGCCUGUACUGGACAGACUGGCACACCAAGAGCAUCAACAGCGCCAACAAGUUCACUGGGAAGAACCAGGAGAUCAUCCGCAACAAGCUGCACUUCCCCAUGGACAUUCACACCUUGCACCCCCAGCGCCAGCCAGCAGGGAAAAACCGCUGUGGGGACAACAACGGAGGCUGCAGCCACCUGUGUCUGCCCAGCGGCCAGAAUUACACCUGCGCCUGCCCCACAGGCUUCCGCAAGAUCAGCAGCCACGCAUGUGCACAGAGUCUUGACAAGUUCCUGCUUUUUGCCCGAAGGAUGGACAUCCGUCGGAUCAGCUUCGACACAGAGGACCUGUCCGACGACGUCAUCCCACUGGCUGAUGUGCGCAGUGCUGUGGCCCUUGACUGGGACUCCCGGGAUGACCACGUGUACUGGACAGACGUCAGCACUGAUACCAUCAGCAGGGCCAAGUGGGAUGGAACCGGGCAGGAGGUGGUAGUGGAUACCAGCCUGGAGAGCCCUGCCGGCCUGGCCAUCGACUGGGUCACUAACAAGCUAUACUGGACAGAUGCAGGUACAGACCGGAUCGAAGUGGCCAACACCGACGGCAGCAUGAGGACUGUCCUCAUCUGGGAGAACUUGGACCGCCCUCGGGACAUCGUGGUGGAACCCAUGGGCGGGUACAUGUACUGGACGGACUGGGGUGCGAGUCCCAAGAUCGAGUGCGCUGGCAUGGACGCUUCCGCUCGCCGGGUCAUCAUCUCCUCUAACCUGACCUGGCCUAACGGACUAGCCAUCGACUAUGGGUCCCAGCGGCUGUACUGGGCUGAUGCGGGCAUGAAGACCAUUGAAUUUGCUGGGCUGGACGGCAGCAACAGGAAGGUGCUCAUUGGAAGCCAGCUGCCCCAUCCCUUUGGACUGACCCUCUACGGGCAGCGCAUCUACUGGACAGACUGGCAGACCAAGAGCAUCCAGAGCGCUGACCGGCUGACCGGGCUGGGCCGGGAGACUCUGCAGGAGAACCUGGAGAAUCUCAUGGACAUCCACGUCUUCCACCGGCGUCGACCCCCAGUGACCACACCGUGUACUAUGGAGAAUGGCGGCUGCAGCCACCUUUGUCUUCGCUCCCCAAAUCCAAAUGGCUUCAGCUGUACCUGCCCCACAGGCAUCAACCUACUGCCUGAUGGCAAGACGUGUUCACCAGGCAUGAACAGUUUCCUCAUCUUCGCCAGGAGGAUAGACGUACGCAUGGUCUCCCUGGACAUCCCUUAUUUUGCUGAUGUGGUGGUGCCGAUCAAUAUUACCAUGAAGAACACCAUCGCCAUUGGCGUGGACCCCCAGGAAGGAAAAGUGUACUGGUCUGACAGCACGCUGCACAGAAUCAGCCGGGCCAACCUGGAUGGUUCACGGCACGAGGACAUCAUCACGACAGGGCUGCAGACGACAGAUGGCCUCACGGUGGAUGCCAUUGGCCGCAAAGUGUACUGGACGGACACAGGAACAAACCGGAUCGAAGUAGGGAACCUGGAUGGGUCCAUGCGGAAGGUGCUGGUGUGGCAGAACCUGGACAGCCCACGGGCCAUCGUGCUGUAUCACGAGAUGGGGCUCAUGUACUGGACAGAUUGGGGGGAGCAUGCCAAACUGGAACGGGCCGCCAUGGACGGCUCUGAGCGCACCGUGCUUAUUAGCAACAACCUCGGCUGGCCCAAUGGGCUGACGGUGGACAAAGCCAGCUCCCAGCUGCUGUGGGCCGAUGCUCACACUGAGCGCAUUGAGGCCGCUGACCUGAACGGCGGCAGUCGACACACACUGGUGUCGCCCGUGCAGCACCCUUAUGGCCUCACCCUGCUGGAUUCCUACAUCUACUGGACUGACUGGCAGACCCGUAGCAUCCACCGUGCUGACAAGGGGACGGGCAGCAAUGUCGUCCUGGUGAGGUCCAACCUGCCAGGCCUCAUGGACAUCCAGGCUGUGGACCGGACACAGCCGCUGGGGCUUAACAAGUGCGGCUCGAGGAACGGCGGCUGCUCCCAUCUCUGCCUGCCUCGGCCUUCUGGCUUCUCCUGCGCCUGCCCCACUGGCAUCCAGCUGAAGGCGGAUGGCAGGACCUGCGACCCUUCCCCUGAGACCUACCUGCUGUUCUCCAGCCGAGGGUCCAUCCGGCGAAUCUCCCUGGACACCAGUGACCACACCGACGUGCAUGUCCCCGUGCCUGAGCUCAACAAUGUCAUCUCUCUGGACUAUGACAGUGUGGACGGGAAGGUCUACUACACAGAUGUCUUCCUGGAUGUGAUCAGGCGAGCUGACCUGAACGGCAGCAACAUGGAGACGGUGAUCGGGCAGGGGCUGAAGACCACCGAUGGGCUGGCCGUGGACUGGGUGGCCAGGAACCUGUACUGGACAGACACGGGCCGAAACACCAUCGAGGCCUCGAGGCUGGAUGGCUCAUGCCGAAAAGUACUGAUCAACAACAGUCUGGAUGAGCCCCGGGCCAUUGCUGUGUUCCCCAGGAAAGGAUACCUCUUCUGGACAGACUGGGGCCACAUUGCCAAGAUCGAAAGGGCAAACCUGGACGGUUCAGAGCGCAAAGUCCUCAUCAACACAGACCUGGGCUGGCCCAACGGCCUCACCUUGGACUACGAUACCCGCAGGAUCUACUGGGUAGAUGCACACCUGGACCGGAUUGAAAGCGCCGACCUCAACGGGAAGCUGCGGCAGGUCCUGGUCAGCCACGUGUCCCAUCCCUUUGCGCUCACGCAGCAGGACAGAUGGAUCUACUGGACAGACUGGCAGACCAAGUCCAUCCAGCGUGUUGACAAGUACUCGGGCCGCAACAAGGAGACGGUGCUGGCCAAUGUAGAGGGGCUCAUGGACAUCAUCGUGGUGUCCCCCCAGCGGCAGACAGGGACCAAUGCCUGUGGGGUGAACAACGGUGGCUGCACCCACCUCUGCUUUGCCCGAGCCUUGGACUUUGUGUGCGCCUGUCCUGACGAACCUGACAGCCGGCCCUGCUCCCUGGUUCCUGGUGCAGUGCCCCCUGCUCCCCGGGCUACAAGCAUGAGUGAGAACAGCCCAGUGCUACCCAACACGCUGUCCCCCACCUUUCGCUCUUCCACCAGCAGAAUCCGCACAGCUCUGGAGGAGGUGGGAGGAAGGUGCACUGAAAAGGAUGCCCAGCUGGGCCGCUGUGUGCACUCCAACGAGGCUGUACCUGCUGUUCCAGGUGAAGGACUGCAUGUCAGCUAUGCCGUCGGAGGGCUCCUUAGCAUUCUGCUUGUCCUGGUGGUGAUCGUGGCUUGGAUGCUGUACAGACACAAAAAAUCCAAGUUUACUGAUCCUGGAAUGGGCAACCUGACCUACAGCAACCCCUCCUACAGAACUUCCACUCAAGAAGUGAAAAUUGAAGCAAUCCCCAAACCAGCCAUGUACAAUCAACUGUGCUAUAAGAAAGAGCAGCUCUUUCACCCCUCUGAUAGCCUCUCACCCUUUCUCUUCUGAUUUCCUCUUGAUUUCAGGGUGGGCCCGACCUUAACUACACCAAGGAGAAGAUCAAGAUUGUCGAGGGAAUCUGCCUCCUGUCCGGGGAUGAUGCGGAGUGGGA
Octodon degus (degu) is the source of this 5589-nucleotide messenger RNA. RefSeq names its product LDL receptor related protein 4 (gene Lrp4). NCBI's taxonomy places the organism in Eukaryota, Metazoa, Chordata, Mammalia, Rodentia, Octodontidae. The coding region runs from base 57 to 5486 and encodes 1809 amino acids. The transcript has 39 exons. The record is from RefSeq and is a predicted model, not a curated record. Gene Ontology annotation, molecular function: calcium ion binding; protein binding.